Molecule: messenger RNA, 1622 nt
Organism: Ochotona curzoniae (black-lipped pika)
Lineage: Eukaryota; Metazoa; Chordata; Mammalia; Lagomorpha; Ochotonidae
Gene: AMIGO2
Product: adhesion molecule with Ig like domain 2
Exons: 1
Coding region: 55-1581 (508 amino acids)
Molecular function (GO): protein binding
Source: RefSeq, a predicted model, not a curated record
GGUUCGCCGUGGGGGCAGAGCCGCGGCAGCGCCCGGAGGAGCUGCGGGGCCACCAUGUCCGCGCGCCCGCGCUGCCGGGGGCUGCUCUGCCUGCUGGCGGUGACGGCGGCCGUGCGCCCCGGCGCGUCCGGUCUGUGCCCCGCCGCCUGCACUUGCGCCACCGACGUCGUCAGCUGCACCGACAGGAAUCUGUCCAAGGUGCCCGCGAACCUCUUCAGGCUCGUGCGGAGGCUGGACCUGAGUUAUAACCGGAUUGGACUCCUGGACUCGGAGUGGAUCCCGGCGCCCCUGCUCCAGCUCAGCACCCUAGUCGUGCGCCACAACUACAUCGCCAGCAUCUCCGCAGGCAGCUUCGGUACGAUCCCCAACGUCCGGAACCUGGACCUGUCCUCCAAUAGGCUGCAGGUGGUGCGGGACGCCACGUUCCAGGAGUUGCGGGCACUGGAAGUGCUGCUGCUCUAUGACAACCGUAUCUCUCGCCUGGACCCAUCGGCCUUCGGCGGGCUCGUGCGCCUGCAGAGGCUGUACCUGAGCGGCAACACCCUCACACAGUUCCCUGUGGGCCUGUACCUGGGUAGGUUCAAGCUGGCGGCGCUCACGUUCCUGGACGUGUCCUACAACCGCAUCACCGCCUUGCCUGUGCACCACAUGCACUUGGUACCCGGGAGGCAGUUGCGGGGCGUCUACCUCCACGGGAACCCCUUCGUCUGUGACUGCGCCCUGCACUCCUUGCUCGUCUUGUGGUACCGCAGGCACUUCAGCGCUGUGGUGGAGUUCCAGGACCACUACACCUGCCGCCCCAUCGCGGCGGGAGUCGGGUCGGGCCAGCAGGUGCGGCUCCUGCGCGAGAGCUUCCUGAACUGCUCGGUGGGCGGUGCCAAUGGCUCCUUCCACGCGCUGGGCUUCAUCCACGAGGCCCAGGUGGGGCAGAGGCUGGUGGUGCACUGCGACGACAAGGCUGGCUCUGCGCACACGGACUUCCUUUGGGUGGGCCCCGACAGCCGCCUGCUGGAGCCUGGCCGGACCACAGACAACUUCCACGUGUUCUACAACGGCAGCCUGGUGAUAGAGAGCCUCCGGCUGGAGGACGCCGGAGUGUACUCGUGUAUCGCCAUGAACAGGCAGCGCCUGCUGAACGAGUCCGUGGACGUCACGGUCACCGUGAGCAACAGCUCGGCCGGCAGGGCGCACUCGCACGAGGCCUUCAACACGGCCUUCACCACGCUGGCAGCCUGUGUGGCCAGCAUCGUCCUGGUGCUCUUGUACCUCUAUCUGACGCCCUGCCCCUGCAAGUGCAGAGCCAACGGGCCUAGGAGCACGCCCACGCGGGGCAACAUGCAGGCGGCCAGCCUGUGUCCCCGGCCCAGCGAUGAAGGCUGCGUGGCUGAGCCCCGGGCUGGCGCCGGGAAGAGAGUGGUGUUCCUGGAGCCGCUGAAAGAGGCAGUGACUGGGCAGAACGGCAGAGUCCCGCUCUUUCCCGGGGAGGCCACCCUGGCCGAGGGCAUCCUGAGGGCCCCUCGGGGGAAGGCGGACUCCAUGAGCUCUGGCUUCUCAGACACGCCCUUUGUGGCCUUAGCCUGAGCCGCGUGGACCAGGCAAGCAGUGCGGUGGGUCCGCCCUGG